AUGGACACCACGCGCAAGGAUUUCAUCGAGGACCACACCACCGAUGACCAGAAAUUUAAGAAGCAAUAUCAGACUGUCGGCCGACCCCCGGUCACGGAUCACGACAUUAACGACGAGUAUAUGCGCGAUCCUCCAGACAACCUGAACAUCCCUGGAGAGACGUCGACGCUGCGCAAGGCACCCGGCCUGAAGGAGGGUGCACAGGAGGUCACAGACCCCAAGCAAGACGGCGUCCUCGGUGACCAGCCCACGGGCAAAGUCCAGAAGAAUGUCGCGCUAGCAGACUUAGCGAGUGAGAAUACCGUCCACCCAAACUCGACGUCAUGA
This is a messenger RNA of Fomitopsis serialis, 327 nucleotides long. RefSeq lists its product as uncharacterized. The record is from RefSeq and is a predicted model, not a curated record. The transcript has 2 exons. Lineage: Eukaryota; Fungi; Basidiomycota; Agaricomycetes; Polyporales; Fomitopsidaceae. Bases 1 to 327 code for a protein of 108 amino acids.